CUCCCCGCCAGUGGUGUAGCCCGGGUCCCCUCUCCCCCCCCCCCGCUGGCCGGGCGGUGGUUCGGUCUUGAUCGCGCUCUCCGGAAGUGCCGAGGCAGCUGGAGCAGCCGCCGCUUUCUACCAGUCCCGCCCCAGCCGGAGCCUCCGCUGCAGCCGCCAGCCUCUGCGAACAGGACAGAUUUUACCCUGUCCCUGGUAUCACGUGACCCCGGCCUCCUUUGGACUUCUCAGUAUAAGAAACUUACAAAGUUUGGAAACUCACGAAAUAGCUCGGGUGGAAAGAGGUGCAGACACCUGAACCUUACUACAUAAGCUGCCUUAAUACAUCAACCUUGCAAAACUUGCUUGGGAAUCCAAGAGCCAUCAUGUCUAGCAAAAGGGCAAAGACCAAGACCACUAAGAAGCGCCCUCAGCGCGCAACCUCCAAUGUGUUUGCAAUGUUCGAUCAGUCACAGAUUCAAGAAUUCAAAGAGGCCUUCAACAUGAUUGAUCAGAACAGAGAUGGCUUCAUUGACAAAGAAGACCUGCAUGAUAUGCUCGCUUCCCUUGGAAAGAAUCCAACUGAUGAAUACCUGGAUGCUAUGAUGAAUGAAGCUCCAGGCCCCAUAAACUUCACUAUGUUCCUUACAAUGUUUGGAGAAAAACUAAAUGGCACAGAUCCAGAAGAUGUAAUCAGAAAUGCUUUUGCUUGCUUUGACGAAGAAGCAACAGGGUUCAUUCAAGAAGAUUAUCUGAGAGAGCUGCUGACGACAAUGGGAGACAGAUUUACAGAUGAAGAAGUAGAUGAGCUGUACAGAGAGGCACCAAUUGACAAAAAGGGAAAUUUCAAUUACAUUGAAUUCACACGCAUCCUUAAACAUGGAGCAAAAGACAAGGAUGAUUGAACAAAAUUUCAGACACCGGCAGCUAGCUCUAGUUUUCACUUGCGUUUAUUUUUGAGGGUUUUUUCCUGGUAGAACCUGUUGCAUGCAUCUAGCUUUUACAGCUUUUGCCUUUUUCAGUAUAUUUAUCUAUUCCAGGCCAUUCUGGCACACUUGCACCUGUGUAAUCAAGCUGGAUGUGGGGGAUAUUGUAGUGAAAAGAAUCUGGGGACAAAGAUCAAUGAAUUUGAAGGCCCAGGAAAAAAGUCUCAAUGUUUCUGGUUUAGCUGGAUUUUUACAUUUUUGUAAUAAAAAUGUCCUUUUGAAAUAAAGAUUGCUAUAUAAAUAAAAUACCUCAAACUGU
Mauremys mutica (yellowpond turtle) is the source of this 1224-nucleotide messenger RNA. Its product is annotated as myosin regulatory light chain 2, smooth muscle minor isoform. Gene Ontology annotation, cellular component: cytoplasm. The record is from RefSeq and is a predicted model, not a curated record. The transcript has 5 exons. The coding region runs from base 366 to 884 and encodes 172 amino acids. Lineage: Eukaryota; Metazoa; Chordata; Testudines; Geoemydidae. Gene Ontology annotation, molecular function: calcium ion binding.